CACCUAUGUACACGUUUCUCUAUCGCGCACAUGUACACGUACAGUAGGUCUAUUUGUAACCGGCUUUUCCCGAAAACAGAACCAAGAUUUUCUGCAUUUGUUCGAACUUCUUUUCCCAACUACUGGUCAGAUUGUCGUCAUACUAACUGUUGUUUCCCUGGAGGAGAACACCCUUUGAGAAGCCACAAGCUUCCAUAAUGAAUGCUAGAGCAAGUCUUCUGUCAUUGGCUGUUGCCAUCUUGGUGACAGCCAAUCACAUUCCAGGCUCCGCCUCUUUAGCUGUGAUGUCAGUAGAUCUGAGCUCUGAGUGGCUGAAAAUUGCCUUAGUCAAGCCUGGUGUUCCUAUGGAGAUUAUUCUAAACAAAGAGUCACGUCGGAAAACUCCUGUAAUGGUAUCCAUCCGAAAUGGAGAGGUCCAAUUUGGAGACGACGCGCUCGCAGUGGGCACCAAAUAUCCACAGAAUGCCUAUUUCUACAUGCAACACAUCUUAGCUAAGAGACUAGAUAGCCCAGCUGUCAGGAAUUACAUCCACAGAUUUCCUUAUGUUGAGCUGGGCGAAGACGAAGAACGGGGAACUGUUUACUUUAAGAGUGGUGAGGACAGAUACUAUCCCGAAGAAUUACUGUCCAUCGUCCUGAACAAGUCCAGGGCUUUAGCAGAGGAGUUUGCAGAGCAAAAAGUCAAGGAUGUUGUCAUCACGGUCCCUCCAUUCUUCAACCAAGUGGAGAGACAAACGGUCAUGUAUGCCGCAGAAUUAGCUGAUCUUAAAGUGCUGCAACUUAUCAAUGAUAACGCUGCAGUUGCUCUCAACUACGGUGUGUUCCGACGCAGUGAUUUCAACGCUUCCAAACACAACGUGAUGUUCUUUGACAUGGGUGCUGGUAGUACCACGGCAACCAUUGUGACUUAUCAGGUUGUCAAGACAAAAGAAAAAGGGUUUAGUGAAAGUAACCCUCAUCUGUUCGUCAAAGGAGUUGGCUUUGAUCGCACACUUGGAGGACUAGAGAUUGACUUGAGACUCCGAGACCAUUUUGCCAGAAAAUUCAACAAACUUGGAAAGACCAAGAAAGAUGUGUUUGAGAGUCCCCGCGCAAUGGCUAAACUGUUCAAAGAAGCCAACCGAGUCAAGAAAGUGCUGAGUGCCAACGUUGAUCACAUGGCGCAGGUAGAGGGUGUUCUAGAUGAUGUUGAUCUACGCUUGAAAGUAACCAGAGAAGAGUUGGAGACAAUGUGUGCUGAUUUAUUUGAGCGUAUUGCUGGGCCUGUGGAGAUGGCUCUAAAAACAUCAGAAAUGACAAUGGGUGAGAUUGACAGCAUCAUCCUUGUAGGAGGUGGCACUAGGGUUCCUAAAGUCCAGGAAAAACUCCUUCAAGUCACUAAGAAGAGUGAGCUUGCUAAGAAUAUCAACGCUGAUGAAGCGGCCGCGUUGGGAGCUGUGUAUCAGGCUGCUCAUCUCAGCAAAGGAUUUAAAGUCAAAAAGUUUGUCGUCAAAGAUGCCAACUUAUACCCCGUCCAGGUUGAGUUUGAGCGUCAGAUCACAGACGAUGAUGGGACAGAGGUCACGCGAGUCGUCAAGAGAACGCUGUUCGGUCGUAACAACCCGUUCCCUCAGAAGAAAGUCAUGACUUUCAAUCGUCACAUGACCGAUUUCUCCUUCGUGGUUGGCUACAAGGAUCUAGAAGAUAUCCUACCACCCGGCGAUCUUAAGUCAUUUGGUUCAACAAACCUGACAACGUACACAUUGAAAGGUGUCGACGCUGCACUCAAGAAACGGUCAGAUGCAGAACCGAAGGGCAUCAAAGCUCACUUCCGAUUGGAUGAUAGUGGGCUUCUUCACUUGGAUUCGGUGGAGUCGGUCUUUGAGAAAACAGAGACGGUGAUGGAAGAAGUGAAUGACACAGAAGAGGAACAGUCAACACUACAGAAGUUGAGCAGCACAAUCAGUCGAUUCUUCUCAGGAUCCUCAGAUGAAGGAACUUCAGAGGUUCCACCACAAGAGGGCGACAAAGCCGCAGAAAAUGGUGCCACAGAAGAGGAAACCGAUGAGAAGGAUACCAGUGAUAAAGAUAUCAGUGAAAAGGAUGCAACAGAGAGCAAGGAAACGGAAGAACCCAAGCCAGCAGAAGAUGAGAAAGUGGAGGAACAGACUGCAGAUGACACUCAGGAGACAACAGAUGAACAAAAAGAGGAGGAUGACGGUGAGAUGAAAGAAGAAGAUGCGACAGAACCGACGCCAGAAGACGAAGGCGUGAAGGAUGAAAAGACGGCGGAGGAGACGGAGGAAGAAACCAAAGAUGAAACUGAGGAAAAUGGAGAGGAGGAAACCGAGAAGACUGAUGAGGACAAGGCGGACGAAGAAACGGCUGAUGGAGAAAAGGCUGAUGAAGAAAAGGCUGACGAGGAGAAGGCCAACGAAGAAACAGCUGACGAAGAGAAGACUGACCAAGAGACGGCCGACAAAGAGAAGUCCGACGAGGAAAAGGCUGAUGAAGAAAAGGCUGACGAGAAGACAGAUGAAGAGAAGACAGAUGAAGACGAUGAGAAGAGCAGUGAUGCGGAUAGUAAAGACAGUGAUGCGAAACCAGAAUCUCCGGAGAAAGAUGAACCAGAAGAAAAGAAGACGGAAGAAAGCAAGAAGAAGACUAAGAAAGACAAAAAGAAAGACAAGAAAAAGGACAAAAAGAAAGACAAGAAAAAAGACAAGAAGGGCAAGAAGGACAAAGAUUCCACAGAAGACAAAGUUAAGAAAGAGAAGAAGAAAGUCGCUAAGCCCAAGCAGGUGACGAUGAAGGAGAAUUUGACGGUAGAAUCUCAAGUUCAUGGAAUCCCUAAACCAUCCAGGGAGGCUAGGAAAGCAUCCAGGAGCAAAUUAAACGAACUGCGUAAGAAAGAAGAGGAACGUUUAGCCCGUGAGACCUCACUGAAUGCCUUAGAGUCCUUCAUCUAUGACAUGCAAGACAAACUCGACCAAGAGGAUUAUGAGAAGUGCUCCACGGAAGAACAUCGAGAAAAACUGCUUGCUAAGCUCCGAGAGGCCUCUGAUUGGCUGUAUGAAGUAGAGGAAGAUGCUCCUCAUACGGUUUUCCAAGAUAAGAUGAAGGAACUCAAGAAAGCCACUAAGAAUCUCUCCUUCCGUGUCAAAGAACUUAGAGAGCGCCCUCAGUUGAUUUCUGAACUCAAGCAGCUUCAGAACGUCUCGCAAAUCUUCCUCUCCGCGGCCAAAAAUGCUUCAGCAGAAAUCCAGAUCUUUACCGACGUAGAAAUGGGACUUUUAGAGAAAGCUUACAACGACUCCAUGGAAUGGUACACUGAGAAAUCGCUGGCUCAGCGGAACACACCAGACACUGAGAAACCUGUCCUUUUGACGGACGAUUUAAAAACAAAGAUUGUGAGUUUAGAUCGCGAACUGAGAUACUUGGUGAAUAAGGCCAAGGCAGGGCCUCCUAAGAAGAAAGAUAAACCCAAGGAUAAACCUAAGAAGAAGAAGAACAAGAAGAGUGGCAAUGAAACGGAGACGAUAGGAGAUGAAGACAUCAAUGGAGAGAAGAAGAUAAAUGAUACAGAGUCUUCGGUGCCAACAGAAAAGCCAGCAGUAACUAAAGCUGAGGGUGAACCAGAGGUUCCUGAGACGAUAUCCCCGGAUGCCGACCAAGCUCAAGAUGAGACAGUAGAGGAACCAUUACAAUUACCUGCACCUGAUGAUGAAGGGACAGAUAACGUGGAAUCUGAACAACCAAAAACAGAAGGUGAAGCCCCGACAGAAACAACGACUACUACAACAGAGGAAACGAACACGGACACAUCACGCAACACAGGCGAUCUAUGAUAGUAUUUGUCAACACUAAACACUUCCCAAAGAAUGAAUAUAUUGUAUAAAAAGAUACAAGACACGUAAGGGUGAUAUAUGAUUGGCUGUGUGUGGAAGAUAGAGGGCGCUGUUUAUCUGGAUAUGGAUUUCACUUUUUGUUAAUCCAUGUUCGUCCGAUUACAUUUGGGAAUCAAUGUGUUACAGGAAAGGCAAGUUUAGCCAAACAAGAGUGAAUUAGGGUGGUUCCUUGCUCCUCUGUUGUAUUCCAGACUGUGAAAGGCAGGACAAGAACCAGACUAAAAAUGAGAGUCUUACUUCACUGGUUCCCAUGGCUCGUUACCAAUACACAUACAAAAAUUAAUCACUGCAUACCAGGGAAGUGCCGUACAAUGAAUGAUGUUUGUUUAAUAUUGAGUUUUUUGCCCUUCGCCAGCGUUUUUAUAAACACUGUACACUCAGUGUUGUCCGAGGACAAGUGAGAAAAAAUUCACAA
Molecule: messenger RNA, 4302 nt
Organism: Patiria miniata (bat star)
Lineage: Eukaryota; Metazoa; Echinodermata; Asteroidea; Valvatida; Asterinidae
Product: hypoxia up-regulated protein 1-like
Exons: 22
Coding region: 198-3827 (1209 amino acids)
Biological process (GO): negative regulation of hypoxia-induced intrinsic apoptotic signaling pathway; cellular response to hypoxia; endoplasmic reticulum unfolded protein response
Cellular component (GO): endoplasmic reticulum chaperone complex
Molecular function (GO): ATP-dependent protein folding chaperone; ATP binding
Source: RefSeq, a predicted model, not a curated record